This is a messenger RNA of Anopheles gambiae (African malaria mosquito), 3685 nucleotides long. RefSeq lists its product as uncharacterized. NCBI's taxonomy places the organism in Eukaryota, Metazoa, Arthropoda, Insecta, Diptera, Culicidae. Gene Ontology annotation, molecular function: nucleic acid binding. Bases 1 to 1170 code for a protein of 389 amino acids. Gene Ontology annotation, biological process: DNA integration. The transcript is spliced from 5 exons. The record is from RefSeq and is a predicted model, not a curated record.
AUGUUAUACGCUCUUGAUACGUUGAAUAUGAGUAUGUCAUGGUCAGAUAUCGAGCUUGCAUCAGAAGAAGACGAAGAGUUAGCAGAAGUACGGCUAGGUAUAAAAUCAGGCAAAUGGCCACGGCAUCUGAGUCGUUUCGAAUGUUUGUCAAAGCAGCUGAGGACCCUUGAUUCCCUAGUUUUCAAAGACGAUCUAGUUGUUUUGCCUAAAUCGUUAAGGGAAAAGGCAUUGACUACAGCACAUGAAGGUCAUGUGGGCAGCAACGCCACCAAAAGAAUUCUACGGGACCAUUUCUGGUGGCCCAAUAUGUCUAAAGAGGCCCAGAUUUACGUUAGUAACUGUAUGACCUGUUUAUCCAUGUCAAAGAGAAAUCCACCAGUCCCAUUAAUAAGUCGAAAUCUUCCGGAAGGGCCGUGGGAGGUACUACAAAUUGAUUUUCUUUCAGUACAAGAGUGUAGCUCAGGUCAUUUACUGGUUUGCGUAGAUACGUACUCUCGUUUUUUGCACGUUAUGGAGUUAAGGCUUAUUGAUGCAAGUUCAACCAAUGCAUCAUUAUGCAAGAUUUUCAAGACAUGGGGUUUACCACUAGCUAUCCAAAGUGAUAAUGGGCCUCCUUUUCAAAGUAAAGAGUUUAUAGAAUUUUGGGAGCAUAAGGGAGUAAAGGUUCGUAAGUCCAUACCACUAAGCGCUCAGUCCAAUGGAGCUGUUGAACGCCAAAACCAAGGUAUUAUUAAAGCAAUAGCUGCGGCGAAAAUAGAAAAGCGAAACUGGCGUGAAGCCCUCGAGGAGUAUGUCCACCUACAUAACACUCGCAAACAUCAUGCUAGAUUGGGUGUUACUCCUUUCGAGCUGCUUGUGGGAUGGCGUUACAGGGGCACUUUUCCUAGUUUAUGGGAUGCAAGAAGUAACCUGGAUAGGGCUGACGUGCGGGAAGCUGAUGCUCAUGCUAAAUUAGUUAGUAAAAUAUACGCGGAUGAUCGUCGAGGCGCUAAAAUUAGUAGUAUCAAAGUAGGCGACAAAGUGUUAGUUUACGUACCCCAGAAAACGAAGACAGAUCCUCGUCGUUUUCUAAAGAAAGCUACACAGUUUUGGCUAGGGACGGCGCAAAGGUGGUUGUUCGUGGUGAGAGCGGUACUGAGUUUACAAGAAAUGUGCGAGACGUUAAACUAAUCCCAAGCAGUGCAGAAAAUGAAGGCUUAAUGGAAGAUGAAAAUGACCAAAAUAUGGAAGAGAUGAUAGAUUCAUCACAGGUUCCAUGUACGAAUGAUAGGAUAGAAAUGCAGAGACCACAACGCCAGAUACGAAAACCAGUAUGGUUAAACGAUAUGGAAUUAUAUUAGAUUGUACUAGAUUCUUGGAAUAAGUAGACGAAAUUGAAUAAAAAAAAAACAUAUAAAAAACAGGUUUCGGUGUUUAAGGGAUGGGAUUUUUUUGUUGUAUUUUUAUAAAAUAAUUGUUUUUACGUAUAAUUACUAAUUUGAAAUUUCAAUACCGGAGAGUAGAAGAGAGGUAGAUUGUAGGGAUUAUAAGGUAUGGGAGGAAGAGAGUGAGAGAGAAAAGAAAAAAAAGGAGAUAGAUGGAUAGUUGUAUCAACAGCGAGAGAAGGACAAGGAAUGGAAUUGAAGAAAAUAAAUCGUCAGUUGAGUUAGAACUGUCAGCUGGAACACAUAUACUGUGAGUGCGUGGCGUAUUAAUGAGAUCCGAAAAGCGUAUUUCCUCCUCCGGUCACUACACAAGUGUUUGCGUUGGCGGUGAUUUUGUAAGUAUUUUAUGCAAAUUUUAUGAUAUUUAUUAUUAAAAACGUUUUGUUUUGUAGAAUAAACAUAAAAUCAACCACGGAAGCAUGAUUUAGUUGUGGUGGAAGCGAAAAAACAAUGCUUGGAGCAUGGAAUAAAGCCGAAUGAAAUUUCUAACCUUCACGCACGACGCCACCGCUAGGUAAGGUAUGUUUAUGUGUAAUUACGAUCAUUGUUCCAUUUUAGGGUGUGAUUUAUGCAAUAUAACCGUUCCUGGCGGGGAUAGUCAAUAGUCGAUACCCUUUGCAGCUGUGAAGGGGUGCAGAAGAAGGGGCUCGUUACCACCCUUCCCACACCCGGACGCUUUUUCCACGGAUGAAGAAUAUGUUCCUGGCUGUAUGCGCCAAAUCUAACGGUGAUCCGUAUCGUGAACGAAUCGGCAUAAUCGGUGCCGGUCCCCGGCGGUUUGUGAAAGUGGUGGUACACAACGGUAUAGAGUACGAUAGAUAACAUGCAACUGAUCUGCGAAGUGCGCCCCACCUGAUGCUGGCGUUCGGCAAGACACAGAAGGAGAUGGCACAGGAGUUCAACGUCUUGAACAAGGAUGUGCUAGAUUUGUUCCAGAUCGAGGACCGCGACGAUGAGGGAUAGUUGCUGGAGCUAAUUAGUGACAUAGCCAGAAGUGUACAGGCAAGUUGUCGGCGAUUGCCGCCCUGCGCCAUGCCGUUGUGGUGAUGCGAAUUGAUGGAGCGGUCUUUUCCCGCUGCUUAUCUGCUCUAAAGGAUGGGUGUGCUUGGGCCAACAAUCAAUUAGCCGGACCCAACACGAAAUGUACCGCGCAAGGCUUCAUAUUGCUGCGCCAAGCGGCCAACGACUUAAAGUAGGACGUGAACUACGGUGGCAUUGCGCUGAUGGCAUAGCGGUUACAUAAUGUUUAGCAGUAUCAUCAGCAACGUGUUCCUCGGCAACAUUCGGCAUGCGUUUGUGCACAAUCCGCAUCUUUCUAUCCAUCUUAUGAUGCGUUUUCCUCUGAAGCUGUGAAACGGUUGCCAAAUGUACUGGAAUAUUUUAUAGUACUGGAGUAUUUGGCCGUAAACGUACUAGUAAAUUGAAUUAUUAAAAAAAGACAUCAAAACAGUACACUGUUGCCUCGAGUCGAGUACAAGCACCGAUUUGAAAAAAAAAUGCGCCUUAAGAGCUUUAUUGUCAUAUGGAGCAGGACGACCACGACGAACGGCUUUGCUUGCUUGCACUUAAACAUACACACCUUUGGGUUGUAUGAGUCCUGUAUAGCCUGAUUUGUGUAAAAGUAGAUGGUCGAGCUAGCUGUGGCCACACGUCCUCACUAGCGAUUCUUAGAUUAAAAGCGGUUGAUGAAGCUCUUAUACACCUCGAAAUUGAUUAACGCAUGAUACAAAAGUAAGCAAGUCCUUGGCUUACAGAGCAUUAAUGUGUGCCAUUGGAUGUCCUUGGUUGGGAUCUUCGUAGACUAGAAACCCGCUUUUGUUGACGAUAUAGGGCGGUAUUGAUUCCGAGCCAAUCCAACGUAAUAUAUGCCUAUGGUUGUUGCAGAGCGGGUUUUAACGCAGCGAUGUUGUUGAUAUAUCGGCCGAUUUAUUCAACAGAAGGAGGAACAACGAUAUGACGCCAACGCACAAUAGCUUUUCAAUAAAAUGUACACACACGAAUUUCUUUGAAUUUUUCAUUUUGACAGCAUCCAUAUGGGAGGUUUAUAAUGCCGGGAUUUGGGGAUUGAAGCAGACCGAAACGUACCGCAGAGCCGCUGUAAAGCAAUGCGCGUGACGUCACGGAUCGUUGCUCAUUUCGCCUUGUUCUCUGAGUGACAGCCAUACCAUCAAGGCCAGAUCAAGGCGAGAACAAGGCGAACGGUUUCCAUACAGAUUCUCUCUGAGAUUGUUGAAAAGGACACGUACCCGUCUUGCCUGCCU